Molecule: messenger RNA, 5523 nt
Organism: Zea mays
Lineage: Eukaryota; Viridiplantae; Streptophyta; Magnoliopsida; Poales; Poaceae
Biological process (GO): 5S class rRNA transcription by RNA polymerase III; transcription initiation at RNA polymerase III promoter
Cellular component (GO): transcription factor TFIIIC complex
Molecular function (GO): DNA binding
Source: RefSeq, marked validated
AGGAUCCCCGUGGGGCUCUCCGUGCCUGAUGCCGCCAUUGGCAAAACCCUGAAAGCCCCAAACCUUCCGAGAAAACCAUGGACGAGCUCGUGUCGGUGGCGCUGGAGGAGGUGUGCGCGCGCCUCGCGCUGGGGAUCCCCGUCGUGGACCUAUGGCCAGCGCUCCGUGGCACGCUCGAUGCGACGGGGCUCCCGCUAGGCCCAGCAGUCAAGCGCGCCCUGUGGGCUCGCAUCCUUGCGCUCCGCGUCGUCAACCUGGUGGAGGGGGAUGGGGACGGGGUGCCCAUCUCUACCGGAGACCCGGCGGAGAAGGACUUCGAGGAGGCCGAACGGCGGGGCAUGCGGCUCGUGGCAAGCGCGGGGAUCAGGGACAACUUCCUGGGGUUAUACGAGCGCAGAUUCGCGAAGUCGGAGUUGAGUGCCGUCCAGAAGGCGACGUUGGAGUGUGUUGCGGCAAGCAGGACUUCAGGGGUACCACAGAGUGAACUUUGCAAAAAAUUUAGAAUGAAAGGAAACAAUUUCCAUUUUAUUGCAAAGAGUCUUGAAUCACAACGACUAAUAGUUAGACAAUCAACUAUUAUAAAGAUGAAAGAUCACGUAGCUGAGAGGGAAGAUGCCUCACAGAAUAAACAUAUUAUCAAUACCAAUUCACUAUAUCUCUCCCGAUAUGCCAAGGACUUGAAUAUGACUUCACAGCAAAGAAUUGAGAUUACAAAGCCUGAACUACUUGGGAGCAAUGAAGAGGCCAAUGUAGAUGCUUUCCGAGUAGAUGGAGCUUUUGAUGUUAACUCCAAGAAUGAUAUAUCUAUUCAUGAUUAUCUUCCAGCAAUGAAAGCCAUAUGUGAUAAACUUGAAGAAGCAAGUGGAAAGGCUCUUGUUGUGUCAGAUAUAAAAGUUGAUCUCGACUACAGGAUGGCAUAUGGGCACAGAGCAUGGAGAAAUGUAUUGCAUAGAUUAAGAGAUGCACGACUUGUGGAGAUAUUUGAUGCCGAAGUUGAUGAUAAGGUUGUCCGUUGUUUGCGUCUACUGAAAAAUUUUGAUCCAAAUGAGUUUCAGCCAAAAAGUAUAGCUUCAAAUUUUAAAUUUGUUAAAAAAGGUCAGGCAACUGAUCAAAUUUUGGAACUUCCAUUAGAGAACUGUAUAUAUGAUAUGAUCAGUAGCCAAGGGACAAAAGGUAUUACACUUGUUGAGAUUGGCAAACAUCUUGGACUCAAUAAUUCAAAAAAACUUCAUAAACGAGUAUCAUCCAUGCUAAAAAAAUUCAACCUAACAUGGGAAGCAGAAGUUCCAGACAAGACAUCGCAGUACCGAAUUUGGACUUCAAAAAACUUCUCACUCUACAAAGCUGGUACUGCUCUGCAAAAUUUUGAGGCACUCUCAGAAGACUGUGAUGAUUGUUCGGAUUUGUGGUCCCUAGUUUCAUCUAAAGAUUUGGAAUCACCUAGUUCACAGGGCAAAUUACUCUUGCUUGAAGAAGAGAACCAUGACAAACCAAUUGGACAUCAUAUCCAGAACAACCGUGAUGCUUCUGCUGCAGUUUCCCAGUUAGUUGAAGAAGAUAAACUUCCUUCGAAUCAGAGGAGGCGUCGGUGCCGUCCAUUAUCUUCUGAUGAUCAACGCCAUAGAAGGAUUCUACACAUGUUAAAGAAGAAGAAAUUUGUACUGAAGGUGGAGUUACAUAAAUGGUUAGAACGGCUUGAAAAGAAGGACGGGAAAAUAAUGGAUAGGAAGACAUUGACUCGCACGUUGAAUAAGCUUCAGCAAGAGGGAAGCUGUAAAUGUAUCAAAGUCAGUGCUCCAUUGGUGACAAAUUAUGCUCGCAGUCGUCUCUUUGAUGUAAUACUGCAUUCUUCUGUUGGAGACGUGUCACCAGAACUUGUGGAGCAAUUUAGGACCAGACAAAGGAACUUUGACACCGAAUCUCGCGCAGGUGCAGCAGCUAAAGUGAAGCAAAAUCAACAUAUGACUGCCAUACCUGGUCUGAGGAUUUCACGCAGAGUUAAAGUUUACAAACCAUUACUAUUAGAAGCUAUGUAUGCAAAUGGAUUCAUAGGCGCAAAGAUGAUUCGAGCAAAGUUAUUCCAUAAAUUUCUGUGGGCUUAUGUCAAUUCUUUGCCAAAUUGGUGCAAUGCAUUUGGUUGUACCAAAGCAGGGCAUUAUGAUAAGAGCCUUAAUCAAUCAUGCCUGUUAUUUUCUAUGGAAGCAGCUAUGAAAGAAAUGCCCCUUGAACUCUUUCUACAAAUUGUUGGGUCAGCAAAGAAGAUUGAUAACAUGAUAACGUUGUGUAGGCUUGGAAAAACACUUUCAGAAAUACCUACAGAGGAAUACAAUCAGAUCUUGGAUACUCAUGCCAAUGGCCGACUCUCACGUUUAGUAAAUAUUUUGGACAAGCUCAAGCUGGUUCAGCUUGCAAAAGAAUUCUUAGAAGAUGCUGGUGUAUCGUCAAAUGCCAUGUAUACACAUUCGAUGGAGCUCAGGCCUUACAUCGAAGAACCCAUGCCAAGAAUUCUUCCAUCUUCCCAACUGAACAAUCAUCGGAAAAUUCGGCAUGAUUUUGUACUUUCAAAGAAAGAGUUUGUUGAUUCUUAUUGGGAAACACUAGAGUGCUGUUAUUUAACAGCUGGUUUGGCUGACCCGUUAAGUGCCUUCCCUGGCAGUUCUGUCCCGGAGGUUUCUCAUCGUCGUUCAUGGUGUUCACUUAGAGUCAUGACUACUGAACAACGACUGGAGUUGCAACAGCGUAUUAUGGAUGUUGGUGAGAAGGGGAAAAUUCCUUUUAAAGACUGUGUUAGAAUAGCAAGAGAACUGAAUCUUUCUGUAGAGCAGGUACUUCGCCUUUCAUAUGAAAGGCAAUCUCGGCUCCAUGAACAGCCCAGCUUUACUUCUAAACAAAAGCAGCAAAGAGUUGGUUCUGGAUUGACUCCUGUGAGAAGAAAGAGACGUGCCGAUGGGACCAGCCUGAAGCUUCUGAAACGUACAGUACAAGCAAGUGGAUCUGCUGAACAAAUAUUGGGGCAACCUAUUGUUGAUGAAGAAGUACCAAUGAUCAGUCGGUAUGCUAUCUUAAGAAAGAGCUGCAUGAGAAGUAAAAGAUUCUUUUGGACAUGUGAAUCUGAUAGAAAACUGCUGAUGGCAUACAUUAGAGUGCGUGCAGUACUUGGGGCAAGAUAUUAUCGUGUACCUUGGAAGUCUCUCUCUGAUCUUCCAGCUCCACCACAUACAUGUCUUAGAAGGAUGGCAGUACUAUUGAAAACAAACGGAAAGAUAAGAGGAGCUGUCAUGUGUUUAUGUAACCUUCUUGGGGAACGGUAUGUUAGAUAUCUUGAAAAGGAAAGGAGUUUGAAAAGGAGAAGAUUGUUUCCCCAGAUUUCAAACAGAAGUCAAGAAAACAGUUUAGAUUCAGAUUGUGAGCAAUUCAAUUGGGAUGACUUUGAAGUUCCAGAGAUAAAGAGUGCACUUAAUGAAGUCCUUGAAUUAAUUCAAACAGAAAAAAUAGAUCAGGCCAAGAGAAUUGGGCCUGUUAAUCAAAAAAACAUUAACAAUGAUAAUGAUGUCACAAAGGACACAAUAUGUUCACAGGAACUGCCAAAUAAUCAGGCUAUACGAGGUGAAACCAAAACGAGUGCAGUUUCAGAAAGCGGAUUCUGUGAUCCUGAAAAAUCAUGCGGACAUUCAAAUGCAGAAAGUGAAAACAUGGAAGUCUUCUGCAAACCUCAAGAAAAAAUCAUUAAGGAUCACCGAAAUAAGAUUAUUGAAAGAGGCAUAUGGAAAUCAUUGGCUGUUGCAAAUGCCUUGGAGCUUCUGAAGUUGGUUUUCCUCAACACAUCUUUAGGAUCAAAUGUACAAGCUUCACUAGCAGCAACACUGCAGCUUUAUUCAGAGAGCGAGAUUUUUACUGCUGUUUCCUUUCUUAAAGAAAAAAAAUUCUUGGUUACUGGGAGUGGUGGGAAGCCGUACACCCUUUCUUCACAAUUCUUAACCAAUGCUUGUUGUUCACCUUUUCCAUUUGGUUCAGGGAAAAAGGCUUCUAUAUUUUCUAAUUGGCUUAUAGCUCAGCAAAAGAAUACUACAGACAGUGGAGUUUAUUUGUAUCCAGAUAUACAAUGUGGAGAAAUUGUUCAUCUAUUCUCUCUGGUUUUGUCAGGAAACCUUCUCAUUUCACCUUUCUUGCCUAGUGAAGGAGUUGGUGAGGCUGAUGAGCCUAACAGCUCUGGUCCUUUGGUCGUAGAUACCAGCGGUUUGGCUGACAACAGUCAUAAGCGCAAGGCUGAUACAGUGAAACUGAAAAGCAGCAAGGCUAAGAAACCGAAGCCUUUGCCAAAGAUAGAAAGUGACUUUUGCUACCGCCGGGAGAAAGGAUUUCCUGCUAUCCAAAUAGGUCUAAAUCUUCAUAGAAUUCAAACAAGCAAUUUCUUGCAAGAGUUUCAUGGUAAAGAAUCCUCUAUUUUUACUUCAAGCUGGGCAAUGAGCAAAAAGAAUGUUGAUUUGCAUGCAGAAAGGCACAUCAUGCCAUUGUUUUCAAAUUGCUUAAGUUCAUAUAGGCAUUUAUUGUCUGAAUCUCAGUUGGAGAACUCAUACAGUGGAUGGCCUUGGGAUGCCAUGACAAAUUAUGAGUUAUCACCAGUAUCUGAGCACCAAAAUGAAUUGUUCACAUUGUCUCCUGAACUGUUCAGGAAUGCAUUUCGUGUUAUUCAUCAAGCUGGUGGGCAAGGAGUUACCUUGAGAGAACUUUCGCAGGCACUGCAUCCGUUAGCCAUGCAGCAGGUCUUAAUAAUUGUUGACACUCUCAAAAGAUUUCAGCUGGCUGUUAAGGUCAAUGCAUAUGAUGGCGUUCAGAUUGUGGACUCAUUACAUUCGUCAAAGUAUCAUAUAGCUACACUUGCAGAAUGUGAUAGUUGCUGCUGUACAGAUCCUCCAACUUCUCAAUUUGUUGAUAAUGAAAACACAAAAAAUCUACUGAAAGAGAAGCAUACCAAGCCUAUUAAUUUUCCUGGUCCAAUAAAAAUGCUUGGUGAUGGGCACACAGUGACAGUAAUUAAUGUUCAAAGCAAGUUGAGCCCACCUUACAUGCACAGCAAAGAUCCUGGGGAUGCGGAAAGGUUAUCUACUCCAGGAGAGAACAAUAAGGAGAGUAGUUUCUAUCAUAAUUGUGAAAGGCAUUGUUAUCAGCCUAUAUUACCAUGGAUAAAUGGUGAUGGUAGUACUAAUAGCACUCUCUAUGAAGGUUUAAGUCGCCGAGUUAUUGGUUAUGUCAUGCACUAUCCAGGAUUAUCGGAGGAAGAUGUUAUCCGUCGGAUGGAUGUAUUGAAUCCUCAGACUUGCAGGACCCUGCUAGAAAAGCUAACGCUCGAUGGGAACCUUCAUGUUCGGGUUUUUGAAGAACCUGUGCCAAUGGCUCCGACCACACUGCAGGGUAUGUUCAAGCAACACUCUAGUAAAGAGCCAUCAAAAUGUGUAAAGCGCUACUUCGCAAACCCAAUGAGCACAUUACAACUGUAACUGCAAGAAGAUUUUAACUUUGUUC